Molecule: messenger RNA, 2818 nt
Organism: Meleagris gallopavo (turkey)
Lineage: Eukaryota; Metazoa; Chordata; Aves; Galliformes; Phasianidae
Source: RefSeq, a predicted model, not a curated record
UUAUUUUUUUGCCUUAUGAUUUUUUUUUUUCUAUUUUGUUCAGUUGAUAUUUGGUCAGUGGGAUGCAUUAUGGCUGAACUGUUGACUGGAAGAACGUUGUUCCCUGGUACAGACCAUAUUGAUCAGUUGAAGCUCAUUUUGAGACUCGUUGGAACCCCAGGGCCUGAGCUUUUGAAGAAAAUCUCCUCAGAGUCUGCGAGAAACUACAUUCAAUCUUUAUCUUACAUGCCGAAAAUGAACUUUGAAAAUGUGUUUAUUGGUGCCAAUCCAUUAGCUGUGGACUUGCUAGAGAAGAUGUUGGUACUGGAUACAGACAAACGAAUUACUGCAGCAGAAGCGUUGGCUCACGCCUACUUUGCUCAGUAUCACGACCCAGAUGACGAACCAGUGGCAGACCCCUACGACCAGUCUUUUGAAAGCAGAGAGCUUGAGAUUGAGGAAUGGAAAAGCCUGACUUACGAUGAAGUAAUCAGCUUUGUGCCACCGCCGCUUGACCAAGAGGAGAUGGAGUCCUGAGAAACUGCUCUCUUCUCUUUGUCCCACUUCACUGUGAGGGGAAGGCCUUUUCGUAGGGACUCUCCAACUAUCAUUCAAGUGCCUCGCCACAACAAUAUUCUCCUUGGUGGAAGGGUUUUGUGUGUGUUGAAUUGGGGAGGGUGGGGGGAGGGAGGAAAGCUGAGUCUAUGUAAACAUGCUGCAUGCUCUCUUGUGUUCUGUGUACAGCCUGGAGCAAGUCUCUGAAGACCUGUUCUGACUGCUCUUUAGUCCUUCCACAGGAAGCUUCAACCAGUUUGUGCUGCUGGGGUGAGGAGGAGAAGGUGACAUUCGAAGUUGGUUACAGUUGUUGCCAUUUAUCAGUUGUUCUACAACUAACCUCAAAAUGAGGAAAGUUGGUUCAUAGGCUUAGAGAGCCCUCUUGUUUUUUUCAGGAGUGAAUGUAGGGUUGAGGGAUGUCCUUGUUCCAUGCUAGGUGGCUGAUUCACAUCCAGGUCUUCCUGGUACAGGAGAACGUACAGGUUUUCUGACAACUGUCUGAUUUUGGAAUGUGAAAAGAUUUUGUAUGAAACUGUAAAUAUGUUUGUGCCUUAAAUGAAUGGGGAAAGAGGGGGAAGGAAGUCUGGAGUGGAAGUGUCUGGCCCUGCUGUUUUUCAGGGUGAAGGCUCCCAGACAGCCAGGCAUGAGCUCUGUGUGUUCAGGAAAUAACUUUCCGAGGCAACAGCCUCUCCUUGGAUUGGUAUUCCAUGUUUUUUUCCCUCUUUCCCUCCUCUAGUUGUGCAGUUUCUCAGCAUUAGCUCCCAGGAGAUGGAGGUUGGAGAAGAUUCUUGCUAGCCACGUUUGCGUAUCUUGUUCCUUAAAAGGUGGGGUGUUCUUGCAUGUCAUAGCUGUCUGCGCAUGUAGAGCUGCUUGGUGUUCGUUGUUACAUUGUGGGGGUGGCACUGGGGCAGUCAAAUCAUCAGUGGACCAUUCACUGAGUACCUCAGCCAGUGCCACAAAAUCACAGCAUCCUUCCUCUUGUGCUGCAGCUCAGCGUGAAAUAUCUGCCAGUGUGGAGACUGACGAGAAAAGGGUAAAACAUAAAGCAUAGAAAUGCACAUUUUCCUUUGUUCUGAUCUUUUGGCUGGAGGAGAGAUUGGGAUGGAGGGCUUCUUGUGAAAUCAAGUGUAAAAAAUGUUCUUUGAAGAAACAACUGUGGCAUCUUGUGCCAGAAUUUAAUUCCUGGAUUUUUUUUCUAAAGAUGUUGGAAUAUGUUGGAAUCCAAAGCAAAGAAAUAAGCAUGCAUAAAAACAAUCUCCCUGUUGCUGUCCAUAUAGGUAUUUAUAUAAUAUAAAACUAACAUUUACUAGAGGAUUUUUUUUACCCUCACAGAUAAGAGCUUCUUGGCUGCUUGUAAGCAGGUUGAGCUCUGAUUGAGGAAAUGGGAGAAGGGAGUAUGUUUGGAUACAAACAUGACAGAAAUACUGAUAUUUUACAGGACUCUACAUGAAUUCAAUGCCCAGUUAGGUACUGGCAGGAGGGGCUCUUUCUGUGUUUUUUUUUCUGUGCUAGAACUAUGCUGUGGAUCUCAGGAGCCUGAUUGUAGGAUGUGGGGAGGAGACUUUUCAGACAUUUAUCUGUUGCAGGCGUCCUGUACACGCAGCAUAGCAGCUGUGUAUGUGAGGAGAAGGGCUUUUGCAGUAUUUUGCAUUCUUGUUACCUAUGGGAUGGAGAGGAACUGUUCGUAGUAUUUUUACCACGUGUCUGAAGAGGUGGCACAAAGGGAUGGGACACAAAAGAUGAAGCCAUCGAUUCUUGCUAGGCUACUUUCCAGUGAUCUCUUCAGGUCAAACGUUUUACAAAGUCUGGGGUGAGAUGAACAGGGAGUUUGUGCUCUGUGAUAACGCUCUCUUCAGACCCACAAAAUAGAGAUAAAACCUCCCUGCUGGACAAGCAGUCCGGGUAUUCAAAUGAAAAAAAAUGUAGAUAGACUCUGUAAACCUACAGCAAGAUUAUUUUUAUCAGCCAUUUUAUGUGUAGAUGCUACAGUGUGAUUCCAUGCGGAAAUACUGCUAAAGAUUUUAAAAAUAUAGACAUUGUGUGUAUGCGUGCGUCUGCGUGUGUGCGAGGGGGGAGGUUUCAUUCGCAGCCCUGCUCUGAGGGAGCCGUGGCACCCCUGCUGCAGUGCAGUGCUCUUGGGCCGCCUGCAGUCUGAACGGGAGGAUGCACUUCAAAGAAGAGAUCUGCUAUUUCGUUUCUAUCCAUGGGUUUUGUUGUAAUUGGUUAUGCUGGAUAAGAUGUCACAAUACCACUGGUUAAAAAUAAAACCUAUUUUUCAGAUUUA